GUCAUCCUCACUUUUUCAAUCAACUCUCGUGCGGCCUGGACAUCAUUUCGAUGGCCGGGGAAUGGCUGACAGCCACCGCCAAUACAAAUAUGUUCACCUACGAAAUCGCACCGGUGUUCAUCCUGAUGGAAAAUGUGGUUAUGACCCACAUGAGGGAAAUCAUCGGCAGCAAUUGGAAAAAUGGCGAUUCCAUUCUCGCUCCAGGCGGUUCCAUCUCGAACCUGUACGCCUUCCUCGCGGCUCGCCACAAGAUGUUCCCCAACUACAAGGAGAAGGGAAUUGCAACCAUUCAAGGGCAGCUGGUCAUGUACACCUCAGACCAGAGUCAUUACUCCGUGAAAUCCUGCUCUUCCGUCUGCGGCUUGGGCACAGAUAACUGUUUGAUGGUUCCAUCAGACAUCCACGGCCGAAUGAUACCUGCCGAACUGGAACGUCUCAUCUUGGACAGGAAGGGCAAGGGCCACAUCCCGUUCUUCGUUGCGUGCACUUCCGGCACUACGGUGCUCGGCUCCUUUGAUCCAAUCAACGAGAUUGCCGAUAUCUGCCAGAAAUAUGGAAUGUGGCUUCACGUUGACGCUGCAUGGGGUGGCGGCCUUCUCCUCUCCAAGAAGUACAGGCAUCCUCGUCUCACUGGAAUCGAAAGGGCCGAUUCCGUCACUUGGAAUCCGCACAAGCUGAUGGGAACCUUGCUGCAAUGCUCCACCAUUCACUUCAAAGAGAACGGUCUUCUCAUGAGCUGCAACCAAAUGGCAGCCGAUUAUCUCUUCAUGCAAGAUAAACUUUAUGACGUGGAAUUUGAUACCGGAGACAAGGUCAUCCAGUGCGGCAGACACAACGAUAUCUUCAAGUUGUGGCUUCAAUGGAGAGCUAAGGGAGAUGAAGGAUUUGAGAAGCACAUGGACAAGUUAAUGGAACUUUCCGAGUACAUGGUGAAACGCAUCAAGGAACAACCGGAAAAGUUCUACUUGAUCCUGGAGCCGGAGAUGGUCAACGUCAGCUUCUGGUACAUUCCCAGCCGUUUGCGCAACGUAGCCCAUUCCGCCGCACGAGAGGCAGAACUUGGAAAGAUCUGCCCGAUUUUGAAAGGAAGAAUGAUGCAGUCCGGCACAUUGAUGGUCGGUUAUCAACCGGACGACAGAAGACCGAACUUCUUCAGGAACAUCAUCUCAUCUGCUGCAGUCACCGAGAAGGACGUCGACUUCUUGCUUUCCGAGCUCGACAAACUUGGAAACGAUUUGUAAACAAUUCCCUAACAGAAGAUAAAACAAACAAAAAAGACAACCUUUACUAACUUUAAAUAAUAUAUAUAUAUAUGUGUGUAAUAAUCGUAUUUCCUCAAUUCAAUCACAAAAUUCCAUUAAAAAAAAAUGUACACAUUUCGUCGUAGAAAAUAAUCUAAACGUACAACAACGACAGCAACAUCUUUAGACGAGAGAGGAAAAAAGGCAAGAAACCAGUUUCGAGGAAUGUCACUGGAUUUGCAUAUAUUCAACCAAUAUUAUCAAGUGGAAAAACAUAUCAUAUGGAAAUCUGCAUAAGGUUUUCAUUUAAAUUCGCGUACUUCCACAGUGGCGAUUCGAGAAUGAGAGAAUAGAAAAUUUUGUGAUUGGAAUUCAUCUUCUUCUUAUAAUAUAUAUCCAAAAAAAACAAAAAAUAAUAAAGGGAAAUGGGAUUCCCCUGACAAUUAAAUAAAUAUAUAUAUUAUAUUUAACUCGUUCUGUAUCUGUACUGUUGUUAUAUCACCGAAAUGAAAUUAUGAGGAGAGUUGUUAUCGCUGUCAAAUAUAUUAUAAAUGUAUAAAAAAAAUAUAUGUGGAUAUGAUACGUUAUAUAAAUGUUAGUUAAAUGGGGGCCCCUGUGGUAAUGGGCCCGUCUGUACGUAGCGUAAAUUUCUAAUAAUGUAAAUGUACUCGAAGUCAUAAACUAAAAUGUGUAGCUGACGCAAUAAUGUUGUAUAUUAGAUGAAAUUAUCUAAUUAUUAUCUUCUUAUAACUUCUGAACGGAAACAGAAGCGGGCCAAAUUGCUGCGAUUUUCAUUUUCGAAAUUUCGCCUGCUUUUCAUUUCUUUAACGAAAUACUUAUGCUUGUUUAUCGUGGAUAAUAAUAAAAAACAAUUUGAUAUUACGUUGACAACUGUAAAUUUAGUUAUUGUUUUUUGUUUGCAAAGUUUAUUCAUUUAGGGGAAAUUAUUUAAGGACUGCCCGACGAUGUAUUGAAUAUUUAAGGGAUGUGUUAUAAUGAA
This is a messenger RNA of Nicrophorus vespilloides, 2241 nucleotides long. RefSeq names its product glutamate decarboxylase. Gene Ontology annotation, biological process: carboxylic acid metabolic process. Gene Ontology annotation, cellular component: cytoplasm. Lineage: Eukaryota; Metazoa; Arthropoda; Insecta; Coleoptera; Silphidae. The record is from RefSeq and is a predicted model, not a curated record. Gene Ontology annotation, molecular function: pyridoxal phosphate binding; carboxy-lyase activity.